UUAUCUAUGUAAUUAGGUGAUCAAAUGCUUAUGCCAUUGUUAAAUGUAUUGGAGAUUCCCUAUAAAUAUUACAUGAACGGAGAAGACGAGUCACAUGGUAUUUGUAUCGCGUCGCAUCCGGAUAGUCGUUAUUUUGUCUGUAGAAUGAUCCUUUUAAUCUUUGUCAAAUUUCUUUUGGUAACUUGUAUCAGAGCGGCGCCGAUAUCGGAGGAACGAGAUCUCAAUGUACUCGAAUAUGAUGGAUAUAGAAGAGGUCUACCAUCCAACCUUGCUGGAGAACUGGGGGAACACUUUGAAGGGGACAUGGUGCUGUCAAAGGCACAAUUGAGAGAUGUGCAUAUUGCUAUAGACCGAAACGGUUUGCGCGGUGGAGCUAAACGGUGGCCGCAGCGCACUGUCGUGUACCAUAUAGAAGAAGAUGACUUUGAUGAAGAUCAAGUAAAAAUGAUUGAAGAGGGUAUGGCGGAUCUUGCCAACAAAUCGUGCAUUCAAUUCGUCCCCAGAAAAUCGGAGAAAGAACAUGCUGUUGUUAUCCAGGGAUCAGCGAACGGUUGUUUCUCAAACGUCGGGUUCAAUACUCCCGAUGCAGACGGCGGCGAGGUCAACCAGGUUUUGAACCUGGCCAAGGGCUGCUUCAAGCACGGAACCGUCGUGCACGAGAUGCUUCACACCCUAGGAUUUUACCAUAUGCAAAGCACCUACGAUAGGGACGAAUUUGUUAAGAUUGUCUGGGAAAACAUUUUACCUGGUACCGAACACAAUUUUGCCAAGUACAACAAUGAUACCGUUACUGAUUUCGGAGUGAAGUAUGACUACGGCAGUGUAAUGCACUACCCUGAGGUAGCCUUUUCCAGGAACGGAAAUAAGACAAUCAUCCCGUUACAUGAUGGAGUAAAAAUUGGACAAAGGAAUGGGUUAUCGGAGAGUGAUGUGCUGAAAUUAAACAAAAUGUACUGUCAAGAUCAGUCGGAUAAAGACGACGUACAAGUGAGUCCUCGGAGCCGACCAGCCCAGAACCACGCAGAGCUCUUGCAAGACCUUGGUGGCUUAACCUCAUAAUAAAGAGUUUUCAACACUGA
Molecule: messenger RNA, 1079 nt
Organism: Chilo suppressalis (striped riceborer)
Lineage: Eukaryota; Metazoa; Arthropoda; Insecta; Lepidoptera; Crambidae
Source: the annotation of a GenBank genome assembly